Molecule: messenger RNA, 4990 nt
Organism: Salarias fasciatus (jewelled blenny)
Lineage: Eukaryota; Metazoa; Chordata; Actinopteri; Blenniiformes; Blenniidae
Gene: cgnb
Product: cingulin b
Exons: 21
Coding region: 290-3856 (1188 amino acids)
Biological process (GO): microtubule cytoskeleton organization
Cellular component (GO): myosin complex; bicellular tight junction
Molecular function (GO): microtubule binding
Source: RefSeq, a predicted model, not a curated record
GGUUUGAACGCAGCUCUCUCUAAUUGGAUCCGACUGCGCCGCGCAAAGAGGAUAUGAGUUAUUAUUACAGCAGGGCGAAGGCUUAAGCGGGACGUGACGGCGCCACGCGGGGAGGCAGGUGCGCCCGCUUGUUUAUCUUGUUGCUCCGGCUCGUGGUCCCGGAGGCUCGUGUCAACAGCGCGGCGGUUUCGACGCGCGCGGCGCACCGAUACUGGCCGAGCGGACAGGUGGGAGUGACGCAAACCAUCCGGGACGCACAGACUGCCAGCCCACAAACCAGGAAGUGAACAUGAGCAGCCUCUCCGCCGACAGAAAGCCACUCGUGGACUACGGAGUGCAGAUCCGCUUCAUCAAAGACCUGGACGACACCGGCGGAAGUUACCCCGAGAAAUCCAGGGUCAACAGCAGCGCAACGCCUCCUUCCAGCAAAUAUGGCGUGGCCGUGCGGGUUCAGGGGAUCUCUGGGCAUCCUUAUGUGGUCCUAAAAGAUGGAGAAAAGGGCGACUCGUACGGCGUCCAGUUGAACACUCCCACACCCACUUCUGGCCCCCCUUCACCGUUCAACACGCUUCCCAAACUGAACAAUGAACCAGCCGAAUUUAUCAAUCCGUACAGCCCUGCUGCAAAUCCAGCGCGCUCCACUGCUUCUCCGGCCGAGGAUGAGGACGGGGAGAUAUUUGGGAGCCCUCAUAAAAGGCCUCCAGGUGACGGUCAAGCAGGUACACAGGGGGAGGAGGAAGGGGGAGCUGGGAGGGACAAACAGGGGGAGAGGUCCAAAGCUGUGCCUCAAACCAAAGGCAGUGAAAAAGAGAAAAAACGAGACUGGAGUACUGAGGAGUAUAAUGAAGCAGGACUGAAGCCUGUAAAACUGAAUGGCGCCGGACCCAGAGGGGGGAAGGAGCCUGGCCCGGGUCUCGACGGCUGCAGUGGGAAGAAACCAGGCACGGUGUCGUCUGCACAGUCAACCCCAGCACCUCAGGUGUCGGCCGAUCAGGAGCCCGUCCAGGCGAUCGACACGAACUCCCUGGCUCCGAUCAACAAGCUCAUCAGCAAAUUCAACAGCGGAGCGCCAGGGAGCGGCCCGCAGGCCCGGGGCCGCUCCGGGGCGAGGCAGCGGCUCAGGUUCGACGAGCGCCGCAGGUCACGGAGCCUGGACGCCCGCAAAGAGCCACAAGUUUCUCUCCCCCCGCCCAUUUCCCCCACCCUGAACCCCUACGCCGCUCCUCUGUCCACCUCCUCCCGUUUGCCGGUGUCUUCUGCUCCAGCAGGCGGUAGUCUUGGUAAGAGCCCUGCAUCUGUUGCCAAGGUGACGGCGCUGGAGGCCCCCAAGAGGAGCUUAAAGCCACCAGAGAAGUUUGUUGCCAAGGACACUCCUCCAGCCAUCGCUAAAAAGCCUGAGAUCCUCCCGAGGAGUCAAAGCACGGAGGUCUUCAACGGGGAAGAGGCUCGAAUCCGACAAGCCAUUUACAAUAUCCUCAAAGACGGCACCACUGAGAGUGAAUCGUCCCUCAAAAGAAAAGUCAACCUCGUCUACGAAACAACGGGCAGCUUCAAGAGGAGGGGAUCUGAGGGAAGCCUCAGGAAGGAGAACCUUGAGGAACUUCAGGAGCAGCUCAGACGACUGAAGCAUGAACUGCAUCAGGCGCAUGAUGAACUGGCUGAGGAGCGUAUGGCCCGAGAAAAGGCCGAGUCUCGCGUCCGUCUGCAGGAAGACCAGCUGGCUGAGCUUCAGGAGGAGCUGAGGAGGGUUUCAGAAAACCUGCCUCAGUCGGACUCGCUGCAGACGGACGUCAUGACUCUGCAGACGCAGCUGCUGGAGGCCGCCAUGCUCCGCCAGCGCCAAGAGGAGACGCUGCACCAGCGCGAGCGGGAGCUGACGGCCCUGAAGGGGGCGCUGAAGGAGGAGGUGGAGUGUCACGACAAGGAGAUGGAGGCCCUGAGGGAGCAGUACAGCCAGGACAUGGACAACCUGAAGAAAACUAUGGAGGACUUCACACAGUCCCAGGAGCAGAUCGAGGAGGAGAGGGAGAGGGUGAACGCCUCGGUGUUGACGCUGGAGGAGGAGCUGGAGAGCAGCAGGGAUCGGGGGGAGCGGUGGAAGACGGAGCUGGAGGCCACCACCAAGGAGCUGAGCAAAACCAAACAGGAGAACAGGAGACCCUCCAGCCAUCGAACGCUGAAGGAUCUUCAGGGUUCACUCCUCGGCGUGAAAACACAGCCUCCCGCCGCUAAUGAGAGCCCGUCUUUAGCAGAGGAGCUUCGGCGUUGCCAUGACGACCUGAAGCGGACUCGCGCUGAUCUGGACAAACAAAAGAGCGAGCUCGACGAGAGGAACGAGGCACUUCAGACGCUGAAGAGGGCGAGCGGAGCGAAGGAGGCCGAGCUUCAAUCCGAGAUCGCCGAGCUGAAGGAGCAAUGGCAGAGAGAUAAGGCUGCGCUGGAAAAGGCACUCGAGAAGGCAAAGGAGUCGUCAGCCGGGGCGACAGAAAAGACUGCGGUGGAUCAAAGCACCAAUCAGGAGCUCCAAGAGGCAAACAAUCGCCUCAGAGAGAGGCUGGCCCGCAUGACGAGGCUUCACUCCAGUUUGCCCCGGAGCUCGGAGGCAGAGGAGGCGGUGGAGGCCCUGGAGGACGAGAACCGCUCCCUCAAGUCCCAGCUGGAGGAGGCCAAGAGGGGAGCGACCCGCCUGAGCAAAGAGAGGGACGACCUGACCCGGAGGCUGGAGGAGAGGGAGCUGGAGAGGGACGCCCUGAGGAGGGGCAAGAGCGACGUGGAGGAGCAGAAGAGGCUGCUGGACCGAGCGCUGGAGAAGAUCAACAAGGAGAUGGAGAUGAUGAUGGGAGACUCCAGGCAGUCGGUGGUCGCCCUGCAGACACAGCUGGACGAAUACAGGGAGCGUUCCAGGAAGGACCUGCAGGAGGCGCAGCGCAGCAGCAAGGACCGGCUGGCCGAGCUGCAGAGGGCCCAGAGCAGCCUGAAGGCCCAGCAGGAGGAGGUUUCUCGGCUGAAGAAGGAUCUGCUGGUGUGCAGCGAGGAGAGAGACAGCGCCCAGCUGGAGCGCGAUCUCCUCAAUAACCGCCUCAAACAUUUAGAGAGCGAGUUCGAAUCCGAAAAGAGCUCGCAGAACGACCGCUCCCGAGAGAUCAGAGGCCUGGAGGAUAAAAUGAAGUCUCUGGAGAUCGAGCUGGACGAGGAGAGGAGCAGCGUGGAGCUCCUCAACGACCGCAUCACCCGAAGCAGAGAUCAGGUGGAUCAGCUUCGCUCGGAGCUCAUGCAGGAGCGCUCGGCCAGACACGACCUGGAAAUGGACAAGAGCGCCCUGGAGAGACAAGUGAAGGAGCUGAAGUCUCGCAUGGCGGACAUGGAGGGGCAGCCGCGGCCCACCGCUGGAAUCACCCUGCUGGAGAACAAAAUCCAGGAGCUGGAGGAGAGACUCCGCAGUGAGGAGAGGGAGAAGUCCAGCAUCCAGGCCUCUCAGAGACGAACAGAGAGGAAACUGAAGGAGCUCACCGCCACGUUGGACCAGGAGAGAACUCAGCACGUGGAGCAGAGAGACCAGCUGUCCCUGCGUGUGAAGGCCCUGAAGCGGCAGGUGGACGAGAGCGAGGGCGAGGUGGAGCGCCUGGAGGGCGUCCGCCGCAAGGUUCUCAGAGACCUGGAGGAGCAGCAGGAGCUCCAGGAGGCCCUGCAGGCCAAGGUCACGGCGCUGGAGGCCGAGCUGAAGCGGAAGUCGCAGCACACACACCGAACAGCUCUGGGCUCCACCGCUCUGAGCUCUGAGGAAGAGGACGGCUUCUUCGACAGCAACAUCACCUCCAUCCUCAGCGAAGGUCACCUGCAGACCUCCAACUGCUAGGUGAAGAAGCAGCAGCACAGAAAAGAUUUAAAAAGAGGUAUCCGGGGCACGCAGGAACUCUGCUGCCUCACCUCACCUCACAGUCGCUCCUCUUGGUUUUAUUUUUAGCGCGGCGGUCCAGCAGAGACAGGCUGUCGGCGUAACGAGCUGUGGUUAUGAUUCCUUCACCGCUGUCAUGUUUAAUCUGAGAAGAGGCCUUUUGUUUCUCUGUGAUGCUCAAGUGAAGACUACAGGGUUUUAAAUUCAUGGGGUUUUUUUUCUAAAAGCUUCUCUGCUGUGUAGAAUAAUUCCUGCUGCAGCACAGCGCUGUGGCUUCCGUUCACGCCAUACAGAAGAUUUGCAUUUUCACAUCACCUUGAAAAACCCCAACGUUCUUCUAAUGUCUCCAGUCUGUUUGCUUUUGCAUGUUGAGUUAACAUUUAUCAGUGUUCGCAGCUCCAAGUGGUUCUUUUAUUGUUGAAAGUAACUUUUUUUUUCUUUGUUUUUUUUUUACCUUUUAAAUGUGACAGUUGUGGCCCGUUGAAACUGAGGCUGUAUUUUUAUGACACCGUAUUCGCUUUAGCUCAAAGACAAUCAAAGAUACAUGCAGUAGCACUGUGUAAUCUCAGAGACGACGGACUUUUCUACUUUAUGAUCCUCAUGCGGUGUGAUGUUUGGGAUGUAUUGAUCAGAAUUCAUGUGCAUGUCUUCACUGAAAUGCCUUAAAAAUUAACCUUGUGUCCAUUUUUACCUCAUAUCUGUUCUGCAUGUGAUCUGUUAACAGGCUGCUGCUGCUGCUGUGAUAAUUUAAAUAGUAUUUCCCAUGCUUGUCAGCGCCCGCAUCUUUGCCUGUACGUUUGUAUUAGAAAAAUCAUCAUGAGCUUAUUGCUGAAAGUGUUCCACAUUUCUCCAUGUUGCACCUGGCCGUAAUGAAUGUUCGUGUAAUCCUUUGGCAUUUUAAACGUGUCAGUUUUGAAAUUUGCUUUGGUGGAAUUACAGGUGGCUGUUCACGCAGUUGAAAUGUGUUCACUGAGCUGCUGGGGACGUUUGACGAGUGGAGCAGAGCUUUAUGAGCUUCCCAGCAGUUCUGACUAAACUUUGAUGCACAUUUUGGACCACAUGUAGAAUAAAAACAUAAAUAUAUUAAUUCUUUCU